Messenger RNA from Tricharina praecox, 642 nucleotides. RefSeq lists its product as uncharacterized. Bases 84 to 467 code for a protein of 127 amino acids. Lineage: Eukaryota; Fungi; Ascomycota; Pezizomycetes; Pezizales; Pyronemataceae. The transcript has 2 exons. The record is from RefSeq and is a predicted model, not a curated record.
CGCGACGACUACCACAACCUCUCCACGCUCCCUCCUAGCCACCUCACACCCGCUAUACUCCCACCACACCACACAUACACACGAUGACCUCAUCCCGCCCGACGCCGGCACACAUGACGCUACUCGCCAAGAACGGGAAGACGACGACCCUGUUGCACGCUUUACCGUCUACACCUCUGCCCUUGCUCAAAGCGGAGCUAUUCCGCUCGCUGCAAGAGCACGCCGACAAGCACUCUCUCUCGAUCGCUGGCGAGCUUCCCGAGUCGCCCGACGAGAUCGUCCUUGGAGCUACCGACGACAACGCUGCCGCUAGGAAUUGGUAUGUCCUCGAUGGGCAGGAGAAGAAUAAGACCACCGUGAGGGAUGUGGGACUUGUCGAUGGCGGGACAAUCGCGUGGAAGGUUAGGGGCGAGCAGUUUGUCGUUGAGGAGUUGGGCGCUAUUGAGGAUGAGGGGGAGGUGGAGUAGGAGCUGCUGGUUGAAGGAACGGUUAAUACUACAAUGCGGAGUUCGAGGUUGAGAUUGUUCACUGCUGGGCACGGGACGUUAUGAGGUUGAUUUGGUGAGCAUUCUGGAGUUGAAUUGGGCGUGUGAAUGAUGAUGCGAGGAUCGACAACUCGGUAGUUAAUCGAGUCACCGAAUC